ACACCUCCUUCAUCCAGGCAAGGAAAAAACAAUCUUACUCGUUUGCUUGGAAAAGGGGUUUUAGAUGCUCGAGAUUUAAUUAUAAAAGGAAUCAGAUGGAUUCUAGGAAAUGGCAAAGUAAUAAACUUUUGGACCUUCAAUUGGGUCUUUGAUCACCCCUUGCACAUUUAUGUUGCUGAGGAAAAGAAGCAUCUCAUCAAUUGGAAUGAAACAGUGGAGGACUACAUGAGCAAUAAAGCUUGGAACAGAGAUCAUCUAUUUGGUUAUUGCAGCUUUGCUACUGAAGUUUGGAGACUGGCAGGUUUGUCUCCCUCCUUAAAUUGGAAUGAUGGAUAUUUGAAUGUCUUUCAUGAACUUUUGUUAUCUGAUUCCUUUGAUAGUAAACUCUUUGAGAAAUUAAUUACAAUUUGCUGGCAAAUGUGGAAAGCAAGGAAUGACACAAUCUUCAGAACUGUCCAAACAAAUCCACGAUCUGUGGUGGCGGCUUCUGCUACUGUUCUCAAUAGCAUAACUAAUCCUAACAGGCAAGUAAGGAGAGACUUAACUCAAACCCAACCCACCACUAUUAAGUGGAAGUCUCCGCCUGCUUCUUGUAUUAAGCUAAACUUUGAUGGAUCUAUGACCAAAACCUCUACGGCUGGGGGUUUCGUAAUCUGGGACAACCAAGGCAACCCCCUGGUUGCUGCCACUAAAAAUGCUGGAUCCACUACUGUACCUAUAGUUGAGGCCAUUGCUCUAAGAGAUGGACUCCUCUGCGCGCGUGACCAAGGCUACACAACAAUUGAAGUUGAAAGAGAUUCCAAAUUGGUCAUCGACGCAGUCAACAAAUGCCAGUCAACAAAUGAUUCAACCCCCCUGGAGGUUGCUAAAAAUUAUCCAGGAUAUCCAUGCUAUCGUUGCUUGCUUUAG
Molecule: messenger RNA, 909 nt
Organism: Rosa chinensis
Lineage: Eukaryota; Viridiplantae; Streptophyta; Magnoliopsida; Rosales; Rosaceae
Exons: 2
Coding region: 226-909 (227 amino acids)
Molecular function (GO): RNA-DNA hybrid ribonuclease activity; nucleic acid binding
Source: RefSeq, a predicted model, not a curated record